AUGGUACAGGAGAGCCCUCUGCUCUCCUUUCACGGGUACGCCUCAGAGUGGGCAAAUCGCUUUACAAAGUUGGCAACACAUAUUAUAAAUGUCUUUUUUGAUUCGAUUCUUUGCCGUGUCGAUUCGGCGAAGACUACCAGUAUGAAGUACAAUAGGCUGGUAACUUCCUCCAGGAGGAAAAACAGGAAGAGGCACUUCAGCGCUCCUUCCCACAUCCGAAGAGUUCUUAUGUCCUCACCUCUGUCUAAGGAACUCAGGCAAAAGUUUAAUGUCAAAUCAAUGCCUAUUCGCAAAGACGACGAAGUACAGGUUGUACGUGGUCACUACAAAGGACAGCAAGUUGGAAAAGUAGUCCAGGUAUACAGAAAGAAGUUUGUUGUCUACAUUGAAAGGAUUCAGCGGGAAAAAGCCAAUGGUGCGAGUGUAUAUGUUGGCAUUCACCCUUCAAAGUGCGUGAUUGUGAAACUAAAAAUGAACAAGGAUCGUAAGUCGAUCUUAGACCGUAGAGCUAAGGGCAGAUUGGCAGCACUUGGCAAAGACAAGGGCAAAUACACCGAGGAAACUGCAACAGCAGUUGAGACCUCAUAA
This is a messenger RNA of Leptosia nina, 588 nucleotides long. The record is from the annotation of a GenBank genome assembly. Lineage: Eukaryota; Metazoa; Arthropoda; Insecta; Lepidoptera; Pieridae.